UUUAGAACGGUGAUAAGUACAGUUAAGCUAGUCGAAGUAACACUUGAUUGUUUAUAGUUUUAAAAAUAUGAAACUGGGGAAGAGUUUUGUAACACUUUCUUUAUUUUGUGUGCUAUUGCCAUGGCUUGGAUGCUCUUGCCUGUUUAAUCCGGGACUAAGGAAGGUACAAGAUGAUCCUGAAAUUCAUAUGAACACGACCCAGCUAAUAACAAGCAAAGGUUACCCAUGCGAAGACCAUGAUGUGCACACAGACGAUGGUUAUAUUUUAUCUGUACAAAGAAUUCCAUAUGGAAAAUAUCAAAACAAGUCUACUUCAGGGAAGCGCGUAGUGUUAUUAAUGCACGGACUACUUUCUUGCUCGGCAUGCUGGGUGGAGAAUUUAGUCAAUGAGAGUCUUGGAUUCAUGAUGGCUGACGCUGGCUUUGACGUCUGGCUCGGUAACAGCCGGGGGAAUACAUACGGUAGGCGGCACGAGAAGCUUGAUCCAAAUCAAAAAGAAUUCUGGCAGUUUAGCUGGGAUGAAAUUGCAAAAUACGAUCUUCCGGCAACCGUGAACAAAAUGAUUGCAAUAACAGGUGUUCAACAGGUAUACUUUGUAGGACAUUCACAAGGUGGGGGCGUGGGUUAUGCACAGUUGGCACAAGAUCCGGAGUUCGCAAAGAAAAUCAAGAUGUUUGCACCACUAGCACCGGCUGUCUACCUAGAUGCCUUAACUGGUCCACUAAAACUGCUGGCGCCUUUCUCACAGGACCUUGAUUUCAUAGCAACACUUUUUGGGGACGGUGAAAUUCUGCCAAACGAUAAAAUUUUCCAAUGGCUGGCUAAAGAUAUUUGUACAAAGGAAAUCCCUGCAUUUCUUUGCAAGAAUUUUCUUUUUGUCCUUUGUGGAUUUGAUGAACAGCAAAUUAACCAGACGCGUGUUCCUGUGUAUAUUGGACAACAUCCAGCCGGAACUUCCGUCCAAAACAUCAAUCAUUUUGCACAAAUGGUCAAAACAGGAAAGUUCCAGAAGUAUGAUUAUGGGGCCAAAGAUAAUAUGCUGAAAUAUAACCAGACAACACCACCCGAAUAUGACCCAAGCAAAUUCACCGUUCCUGUCGCAAUGUUUUCUGGAACUCAUGAUUGGUUGGUUGCACCAAGUGACGUCACAAAACUUCUUAACGUCACCAGAAAUGUAGUGAAUAGCAAAGUAAUAAGCGCCUGGGAACAUCUUGACUUUAUCUGGGCUAUGGACGCUCCGAAGCUUUGCUAUAAUGAUAUCAUAAAGCUGUUUAAAAAUAACUGAAUACAAUUGACUUUUUUUUCGUGGUUCUCUCUACUUGAACCAGUUAAUACAUUAAAAACGUUAGAAAGUUUUUGAGAAUUAUUGUCCGAGAUGAAAGGAAAAGUUGGCCAGGUGAUAGUGAAGUCUAAAUAAAAUGAUGCAUGUAUAUAUUGA
Molecule: messenger RNA, 1438 nt
Organism: Ruditapes philippinarum (Manila clam)
Lineage: Eukaryota; Metazoa; Mollusca; Bivalvia; Venerida; Veneridae
Product: lysosomal acid lipase/cholesteryl ester hydrolase-like
Exons: 8
Coding region: 68-1285 (405 amino acids)
Biological process (GO): lipid metabolic process
Molecular function (GO): hydrolase activity, acting on ester bonds
Source: RefSeq, a predicted model, not a curated record